This is a messenger RNA of Erigeron canadensis, 633 nucleotides long. RefSeq lists its product as uncharacterized. The transcript has 3 exons. Lineage: Eukaryota; Viridiplantae; Streptophyta; Magnoliopsida; Asterales; Asteraceae. Bases 1 to 633 code for a protein of 210 amino acids. The record is from RefSeq and is a predicted model, not a curated record.
AUGUGUCCUACCGCAUGGCGUGGUAUGCAUACACGAGGGGAUAUUGGGCAGCCGUCCAUGAUACUUCAGGCUGUCGCAUCGACUGAUUUGCGGAUUUGGAACGCUUAUUUUGGGCAGCAAGGUUCAAACAAUGACAUCAACGUAUUUGAGUCGUUGCCCAUACUUGAAGAACUUAUUUCCGGGUUGGCACCUACAGCUCCUUUUUAUGCAAACGACAAUUAUUACAAAGCCGGAUAUUAUUUGAGUGAUGACAUCUAUCCAAAGUAUGCUACCUUUGUGAAGUCAUUAACCGACCCAAUUGAUGACAAAAGAAAAUACUUCAAGAAAAAACAGGAGUCGGCGAGAAAGGAUAUUGGACGAGCUUUUGGCGUGUUGAAGAAGCGUUGGAAAGAUGAAGACAAAGCUUUCUGCCAAGACUUCUACGAGCACGACCCGACUUUAAACGAGGAAUAUUGGAUGCAAGAAAUUCCAAUGGAGAAGCGGAUUGAGAACUCAAAUGCGGUUAGAAGCAGGAAAACACAUAACAUGUUAUUGGCUGAUUUGGUGGAUCAUGUAUGGGAGAAUAGCAUGAGGGCGGACGAGGAAGAAUACGUGCCGCCUACCGUUGAGUCAUACUUUAGCGAUGACGACUAG